AGAAAAAGUAGUAUUCGUGGCUUUGAGAAAUGGUUUUUGAAAAGAAAAGUGACGGAAAUCAUUUUUAUAAAAGUUCAUUUCCUUUGGAUCAACAAGUUGCCCUCCGUGCGUAAUUUCCAUCAGAUUAGAGUUCAAGUAGCCUACUAUAAUCUGCGAGACACGUGAUCGAGAGAAGUCACUUCAGCUACAACUAAUUUCAUCCGAAAAGAAGAGAGAAACGCUCUGGCUACUCUUGGGAGAAAAAAACCCAUCUCGUUGGAGUGGAGACAUCGGCUCCAUGAGACGCUUGGCUGGUCACCGUUUGGUCAUUUUGCGCGCAGAAAGUGGAACAAAACAGAAGCGGGAUCUGAACGAAUGCGGCUGAGAUUUCCUCCCAGCACCCCAGACUGUUGAAUGUGUUCUACACCCUGCCGGUUUAAGGUGUCUCACGUUAUCAGCAGCUGUUCUGAUGUCGAAGAAACGGAAAAGUCUCGACGACCCCGAGUGUCUGUCAGCAGGAAGCAGCGGGCAAGGUUUGACAGAUGAGAAAGUGAAGGCCUACCUCUCGCUACACCCGCAGAUGCUGGAUGAAUUUGUGUUGGAGAGUGUGAGUGCAGAGACAUUGGACAGAUGGCUGAAGAAGAAGACAAGCAGCAGGGCUUCAGACGACACAUCAGCAAAAGAAGUCAGCAGGCAGUACCAGGACACAAACAUGCAGGGUGUGGUGUAUGAACUGAACAGCUACAUGGAGCAGCGCCUCGACACUGGAGCAGACAACAAAUUCUUGCUCUAUGAGCUGUCCAACAUCAUCAAAACAGCAACAAAAGCUGAUAGUUUUGCACUUUACUUCCUGGGAGAAUGCAACAAUAGUUUGUGUUUAUUCACUCCCACGGGGCCUAAGGAUGGCCAUCCAAACCUCAUCCCCUCUGGCCCAGUUGCAUUUGGGACAACCAUCGCCGCUUAUGUUGCCAAAACUCGCAAAACACUGCUAGUGGAGGACAUCAAGGGGGACGAGCGAUUUCCCGACGGCACAGGGCAGGACUCAGGGAUCCAUGUUCACUCUGUCCUGUGCCUCCCCAUCCUCACUGCCAUCGGGGACCUCAUAGCCAUCCUGGAGCUGCGUCGACAUUGGGGCAAAGAGCCCUUCAACCUCAGUCACCAGGAGGUUGCAACAGCAAACUUAGCAUGGGCUUCUGUUGCCAUUCAUCAAGUACAGGUGUGCAGAGGCCUUGCCAAACAGACUGAGCUCAAUGACUUCCUACUAGAUGUGUCAAAAACAUACUUUGAUAACAUCGUGGCAAUAGAUUCUCUACUUGAACAUAUCAUGAUAUAUGCAAAAAACCUGGUGAAUGCAGACAGAUGUGCACUAUUCCAGGUAGAUCACGGCAACAAGGAACUGUACUCUGACCUAUUUGAUAUAGGGGAAGAGAACGAAGGCAAGCCCAUCUUUACGAAAACAAAAGAAAUUAGAUUUUCUAUAGACAAAGGAAUAGCUGGCCAAGUAGCUCGGACAGGGGAAGUCUUAAACAUCCCAGAUGCCUAUGCAGACCCAAGGUUCAACCGAGAGGUAGACCUCAAAACUGGCUACACCACACGGAACAUCCUGUGCAUGCCCAUCGUGAGCAGGGGGACCGUUAUAGGUGUGGUGCAGAUGGUGAACAAGUUAAGCGGAAGUGCCUUCACUAAAACAGAUGAGAACAACUUCAAGAUGUUUGCUGUCUUUUGUGCUCUGGCCUUACACUGUGCAAAUAUGUACCACAGGAUCCGGCACUCUGAAUGCAUCUACAGAGUGACGAUGGAGAAACUGUCCUAUCACAGCAUCUGCACUUCAGAGGAGUGGAAGACCCUUACCCAGCUCAACCUCCCUGAACCCAUUUAUAAAGAAAUAGAAACGUUCCAGUUUGACAUCAGUCCCUUUGAGGAGAUCUGGCCAGCUGUUUUCAUCUACAUGGUUCAUAACUCGUGUGGAAAGAGCAGUUUUGAGCUGGAGAAGCUGUGUAGGUUCACCAUGUCCGUCCGGAAAAACUACCGCCGUGUGCCCUACCACAACUGGAAGCAUGCGGUGACGGUGGCACACUGUAUGUACGCCAUCCUACAGAAAACACCUGGGAUCUUCACGGAGCUAGAGAAGAAAGGUUUGCUGAUAGCCUGCUUGUGCCACGACCUGGAUCACCGGGGUUAUAGCAACACGUACCUGCAGAAGUUCGACCAUCCACUGGCCGCUCUGUACUCCACCUCCACCAUGGAGCAGCACCACUUCUCUCAAACUGUCUCCAUCCUGCAGCUGGAAGGGCACAAUAUUUUCUCCAACCUGAAUUCCAGCGAAUACGAGCAGGUGCUGGAGAUCAUUCGAAAGGCCAUCAUCGCCACAGACCUGGCCCUGUACUUCAACAACCACCAGCAGCUGACAGAGCUUCUGACGGUGGGGGGGCUGGACUUGAACAACCACUCGCACAGGGACCGUGUGAUUGGUCUGAUGAUGACAGCAUGUGACCUGUGUUCUGUUACCAAGCGGUGGCAAGUCACACGACUCAUAGCUAACGACAUCUAUGCUGAGUUCUGGGCUGAGGGGGAUGAGAUGAAGAAGAUUGGAAUUCAGCCAAUUCCUAUGAUGGACAGAGACAAGAAGGAUGAGGUUCCUCAAGGCCAAGUGGGAUUCUACAACUCCGUUGCUAUUCCAUGCUACACAACGCUAUCAGACCUUUUCCCUCCAUCCAGUCUGCUUUUAAAAGCCUGCAAGGCUAACCUGAGUCAUUGGGAGCAGAUAGCACGAGGAGAGGUGGAGGACGUCCUGCCCAGUCGGCCUUGUGAUCCAGGCCCUGUCAAGGUGGAUAAUUGACUACCAAAGGGGCUGCUGGCCCAGCAAAGAAAUCCGAACUGAAUCCUGCCACGGACCAGGAACUUGGAAGAGGACGAACCACAUCCUGUGUCAGUGGGAAGUCAGACUAGCUCGGAGAGACUUGACUUUGAAAACACACAGUUACCUCACUGGGUGACGGAGGUGUCUACACUGACGGUUUCACCGGUCCCAGAGACUGACGGAUGUUCCUUGGGGAGGGACUUCAGCCCCUACAUCCUCCCAGCGUGGGGGUUUAUUUGGUGGAAUGGCCUUGUGUCAUUUCAGUAGUUUUAUUUGUUUUUUCUUUAUUUUAACUGAUUCCAUUUUGGUCAUGUAUUUGCAGAGGCCUUACUCUGAACCUUUAAAAAUGCUUGGACAUGUGGAUUUAUUUUAAUGUUUUCAGUUCAGGCUCCUUUUGAAGUGGUACUGUUUGCCUUUUGUGUUAAGCUUAUCAGACACACGCUAUUUCAGCAAGGUAUUCCCAGAGACGGAAGGAAUGUGUAGAGGUGAUGUAUGGCAUAGUGACACUUUAUGGAAAAGGUGGGCUUUUUAGAAUGUGCUUUAUUUUUAAAAGCAAAUGUCCUUUGCGGUACUUGAAUAAAUACAUGCAACCUAUUCUAUGUGGGGAUUGCAGAAAUCCAUCUAGAAACCUAGAUAAACUGUGAUGAGGAGUUAAUGUCAACGCUUGUGAGCACAGUCACAAGAGAGUCACACUGUUUGAAGUCUGAGGUGGAUCCUCCAGCGCUUCACGCACCCCUCCUAGCACAUAGGAACCUGCUGCACCCGUGUCUUUCUUUAAAAAGGAUCCAGCCCAGUUUUCUGUGCUUCAUUUCCUCUCGUGUUGCCAUACCUAACGCAGCAUGUUGGUGAGAUGAUCCUUUAUGGUGUGCAGUUGCUAUAUAGGCAGGCAGAAAAAAAAGUCCCUUUCAGUCACAUGUCUUACCCUCCCAUGAUUAGGUUUUACUAAAACAUGUCUGUCGCUGGGUUUGCAGCUCAAGUGUGUCAUUUAGAUAUUUUGUAUGGGCUUCACUGAUGUCCAGGCUGUAGAAGGAUGCGAAGCAUCCUCAUUUCAGAAAUCCUACCAGGAAAGAGACUAAUUCAGACUUUUUUUUUUCUUUUCCAAUGAGUUUCCAAGAUCUUCCAAAAGGCAAGUUAUUUUGUCGUAAUCUGUCCUUCCGGUGGGCAAUGUCCCGCCAAGACGUGACACUUCUGCUCAAGUCUUUCUCGUUUCUUUUUACAUUUUAUUUAACUUUUUAUACGGCUGGUACUGUGGAGUGUCAUGAAUGUACAUUUUGAUGAAUGUUUUAUUUUUUAAAUGAAAUGUAGAUUACAGGAGGUGGUGUGUGGGUGAGUGCGCCAUCAGCUUUCUGUGUGUGCGUGUGUGUGUGUGUGUGUGUGUGUGUGUGUGUGUGCGUGCGUGCGUGCGUGCGUGCGUGUGUGUGUGUGUGUGUGUGUGUGUGUGCGUGCGUGCGUGCGUGCGUGCGUGCGUGCGCUGAAAUGAUUUUAUUUUUUUCUAGGAUUGCUUCCAGUAAGCUACAACCAAGAGCAACAAUUAGCAUGCACCUUACCUGAAGUUUCUGUAUAACCUCGCAUAAUGUGGUAAAAUCUGUGUAUAGUGUGUACAAUCUAGGACUUGGCUUGUACAGACUGAGAUGUGUGUUCUGAUGGUGCUAAAUGGAAUGGCAGUUGUGCACUUUUUUACUCUGUGUGUGUGUGUGUGUGUGUGUGUGUGUGUGUGUGUGUGUGUGUGUGUGUGUGUGUGUGUGUGUGUGUGUGUGUGUGUGUGUGUGUGUGUGUGUGUGUGUGUGCCCUUUUCCUUAUUUUUUCACUCCAUCCAACAUGAUAGUCACUGCACUGUCCCUCCUUUCCAGCACCCGUUAUAUCCCAUUGUCAUGUUUAGCUUAGAUCAUUAUCAUUAUUAUUAAUUAUUAUUAUUAUUAUUAUCACUGUUGUAAUUUACCUAGAGUUAAAUUUAAAUUAACUUAAAUUUUUUAUACAAAGAAAAGUAAUGUUUGCCUUUUUUGUUUUGUACAAAGUAAACAUUAAGAUAAAUUAAGCAGACUAGACAUGUUACUGUUACCCAGAAUAACUGAGGAAUGUCUCAACUGUAAAUGUACGAGCCGUAGCCCAAAUGACUUUUAUUAAAUACAUCUCUAAGAAAAAUGUG
Nothobranchius furzeri (turquoise killifish) is the source of this 4985-nucleotide messenger RNA. It is a transcript of the gene pde10a, whose product is annotated as phosphodiesterase 10A. The record is from RefSeq and is a predicted model, not a curated record. Gene Ontology annotation, molecular function: 3',5'-cGMP-stimulated cyclic-nucleotide phosphodiesterase activity; protein binding. NCBI's taxonomy places the organism in Eukaryota, Metazoa, Chordata, Actinopteri, Cyprinodontiformes, Nothobranchiidae. Gene Ontology annotation, biological process: negative regulation of receptor guanylyl cyclase signaling pathway; signal transduction.